Molecule: messenger RNA, 3148 nt
Organism: Schistocerca gregaria
Lineage: Eukaryota; Metazoa; Arthropoda; Insecta; Orthoptera; Acrididae
Product: nucleoporin SEH1-B-like
Exons: 4
Coding region: 23-964 (313 amino acids)
Biological process (GO): cellular response to amino acid starvation; positive regulation of TORC1 signaling
Cellular component (GO): Seh1-associated complex; nuclear pore outer ring
Molecular function (GO): protein binding; structural molecule activity
Source: RefSeq, a predicted model, not a curated record
AUUUUUGUUCCGUAAUACGUUGAUGAGACUACUUCAACAAAUCCUCACCGAGCACGAAAGCCUCAUUCACGAUGCCGCAUACGAUUACUAUGGCAGGCGCUUGGCUACGUGCUCUUCUGAUCAGAGGAUAAAAAUAUGGGACUUGAAUGAUUUGCAAGGAUGGGUCUGUACGGCAGAUUGGAAGUCACACAGCGGCGCCAUAUGGAAGAUCGACUGGGCAGCGCCCGAGUUUGGACAAGUGAUAGCGUCGUGCUCAUUCGAUCGAUCGGUGUGUAUAUGGGAAGAAGCGGAAGACGAAAGCGCAUUAGGUGAAUUGAAAAAAUGGAAAAAAAAGGCGUCGUUUGGAGACAGUCACGGAUCUGUCUCUUCAGUCAAAUUUGCACCGCCUCAUUUUGGAUUAAAAUUGGCCACCUGUUCAGAAGACAAUAUAGUCCGAAUCUAUGAGGCAACUGAUAUUACAAACUUAUCUCAGUGGCAAAUUACCGAUCAAUUUGACACGUGCGAAGGAGGCUCAGGGGGCGUCAUGUCCAUCGCAUGGAACACGUUUAUCUUAGACCCGCCGACAUUGGCUAUCGGGACAACAUGCGACCCCAACCCAAGAAUAUGGCAAUACAACGAAAAGACGAGAAAAUGGCAGGUCAUCGUUACGCUAACUGGUCACAAAGACGUUAUUCACGAUAUCGCCUGGGCCCCGAACAUGGGAAAGAGCUAUCAUUUGAUCGCCACUGCCAGCAGAGAUCAGACUGCUAAAAUAUGGCAGUUGACGCCGGUCAAACAAGGACAAUGGGAGCCGAAAGAGAUUGCCUCCUUAGAUGAUCACCGGGCAGAAGUCUGGACCGUUGAGUGGAAUACCACAGGAACAGUUUUAGCCUCUUCUGGAGAAGACGGGACGGUUAGACUGUGGAAAUCCAACUAUAAAAAUGAGUGGACGCUUAUAAGUAUCAUUGCCGCGGAAGCAACCUAAAAUUCACACAAAUAUCGCCAAAUCCCGCCACCCGGCCAAAAGUAUAUUCGCCGGAAACCGCGUGAGCGCAAUAAACCGACCACCGCUCUAACGCGCUUUUUCCGCUGGAUGGGAUACAGAUUGUCAUCGCCCGCGCGGUGCAUACAGGUGGUAUGUCGAGGACUGAGUGAUGGCAGAUGAGCAGAAAUGUGUCAAAAUGGUUUGACAGGUAAAACUAUAAAUUUAGAUGUCAAAAAGAGCGGGUGGAAAUGAUAAUAUAUGCUAAAUUUGGAACAAAUCAAUAUUUGCUUCUUGGACUUGUACGAGAAGUUCUUGAUCAAAGAACUUGCUAAUUGUGAUGUCUUCACCCAGACCUUUCCUCCUACGAGUUUUCAUCAUGAAGUCGCGUGCGAGGUGGGCAGUAGGCGCAGGCUCGAGCGGUUUGAGGACUAUAGACGAGUCUAAAGGAUUUCCAGGAACCAAUGCCCAGUGGUCGAAAGAAGAAAGACAGAACGCUUGUCCUUGAGUGUGCGUACGCAGGUCCGUUUCGAAUCCAAAACUGUCAAUGCAGGGUAAGAAGGCCUUAAUCGUGUAAAGGGGCGUUCCUGGUUUUGGCUUUUCAGUAACGACGUGUCCACGUCUGCGGACCAGAACUCUGUCUAUGGCCGACAAACACUCGUAUGGCGCUAUAAUAUAUACAGAAUACACCGGUUCCAUCAAUCUGGGGGUAGCUGUGAGAAAUGCGCUAUAAGCAACGCGACGACUUGUGGGAAUAAUCUGUGUACCGUUCCUUUGUAUAGACUCAUCAGCAAUGUUGGCAUGUAUUAACUUGAAUUUCGUAUUGCGAAUCGGGUCUUCGCAUAACGGACCCUCUCUUGUAGCCCAAUUAAAACCGCGGAUGAUAUGGUCUUGUACUUGAGAUAGCUUUUUUUGGCAGACCUCGUCUGGUAGAGUAUCGUUGACCAGAAUAUUGGGACUGUACGAUUCAGGACCAAACGCCCAAAUGUUGAUUGCAGCCAUCGUGUCCCACUUGUAUCGAGUCUUUAGAAAGUGACGCAACGCCUUGCUGGGCGUCUUAUUCCACUGGAUCUUUCCGCUCUCGAUAUCGGUGGCCAGUCCCUUUUCUAACGGCUCCGCGAUCAUCGUCAGUCGAUUCAUCUUGUUCGGCGUCUCGGCGUAGCACUUGAUGCUGGAUGUCUCCACAACCGUCUCGCUGAACACCACGACAGGCUCGGCAACCUUGAUCUCAAUAUCGGUAAAAACCUUUCUUAAGUCAUACAUGACAGAAUCCAAGUACAUCUCUCCCGUGCCCAAUAUGAUGCGCUCCCCGGACUCCUCGACUCGAGUCACCAGCAUCGGAUAUGCCUUGUUCACCUUGCGCAGUCCUUCAACUAACUUGGGCAGCUCGCUGGGAUUUAGCGGCUCCACGGCGAUCUUGAUUACCGGUAAAGUCGAAAAACGUAGCGGACAAAAAAUAUCGUACCUCUCCAUUUUUGGAGAAAUAUUUUGUGUGGUAAUUGUGGCAGUCUUGACAAUGAGGUCGUCGACGCCGUCGAGUGCAAUCCAAUUUCCCGCCGGAUUCGCCCAGCACCCUAACUCGGUCACCUUGCCGAAUGCAGCCGCUGAACACACGUCCAAACGCGUUGAAAUGGUCGGAGGUGCGAUCUGGAUAUAGCUUGGAAAUAUGAAUCAUCAGCGGACCCUCUGGAUCGCACUUUUCCAUCGCUCGAGCGCAAAAAGAGUCACCUGGCCCGCUGUAGAUAUGGGCCACCUUGCGCGGCGCGGCGGCAACGGGGCUAGAGAUGUGCGUCACCAACAUGUUCACCAGGCCAUGAUGACCCUUAAAGAAGUUCUUCAAGACCACGUUUAGCAAGGGGUGAACGUUCAAAUUCGUCUCUGACUUUGUCAGGCGAAUGUUCAGAGAUUGAAGGUUCUCAGCCAUUCGAUCUGCCUCCUCACCAAUAACCUGUGCGUAAAUUUUGUAUAUAGGCUCUAACACAAAUUGCACAAAUGUAUACGUAGCCGGCGCCGAGGUAGACUCUGGGGGUUUGGUUGAAAACGACAGCGUGUCUGGAUGGUAAUAAAUGCUUCCCCAUAACCGACGAGCAAACUGGUCGUAAGAAAGGGGUACCCGGUAUAUAUCAGAGUAGAGCUUGGCAAACUGCAAUAAACUGAAUGACCAUUCGUGUUCUCCGGACGCGAAAA